AUGGAUGUAGUAGCAUUUUCUGAGGUGCAUUGCCUGCUGAAGAUUCUGCGACCUGCAUUACAUGACAGAGGAAAUCCGAUGGAGUUGUACGACGAGGAACAAUUCCACGCUUGCUACAGGUUUACCAAGAGCGCUGUGCAGCAGCUUAAGGCUAUGUUGCUUCUCCAAGAAAGCAGGGACGACAGAGGACAGCCUGUGCCUCCCAUGCUACAGCUGCAGAUGGCACUCAGGUUUUAUGGCGCUGGCACAUUUCAGACAGCCACCGCGGUUCAGGUCCGCAUUCUUCAGUCGACGGUGUGCCGUGCAGUUGGAAAAGUGACUCUGCUCAUCGCAGAGCACCUGAACUUGUUGUUGGUACGCUUCCCACAAUCGGCAAGAUUUCCUGAAGUUUUGUGGGACUUUUAUGUAGUGGCCGCAUUGCUUGGCGUAACCGGGUGCAUCAACUGCUCGCACAUGUGCAUUAAAAGCCCCAGCGGUGAAAACAUGGAAGUCUGA
Messenger RNA from Rhipicephalus sanguineus (brown dog tick), 495 nucleotides. RefSeq lists its product as uncharacterized. The coding region runs from base 1 to 495 and encodes 164 amino acids. The record is from RefSeq and is a predicted model, not a curated record. The transcript has a single exon. Lineage: Eukaryota; Metazoa; Arthropoda; Arachnida; Ixodida; Ixodidae.